AUGUCGAUGAAGUCUUAUGUCCGACCGGUGCUCCUUCGGAAACUCUCCUGGCGCCCUGCCCCGUUUGCAUCGAUGGCGGGCACUGUGCGACUUCUGGUGCUGAAUGGCAAAGGUUUAGACACGAGAGGCUCUACGGAAGAGUCGCGGACAUACUUCCGAUCGUCCGCGCAGCUUUCCGAUUACGAUGCGCACAUUCGCGCCACCGCUGCAGAGCUUGGAGUGGCAGUGGAACAUUUGCAGACGAACGACCUGAACGAGUGCAUCAGGCUAUUGUCCGGCACCGAUGCUCACGCCAUUGUCAUCAAUCCCGCGGGCAUCUUGGCAUGCAGGACAUCCAAUAGAUUGGACCUGCUUGGUGCGGGAGGUUGGUUUGUGUGUGCUAUACUAUAUUACAUACUGUACAUUAUACUGUAUGGAUGCGCAUCCAUGUAUUUCUAUCAUGGAUAA
Molecule: messenger RNA, 447 nt
Organism: Symbiodinium sp. CCMP2592
Lineage: Eukaryota; Dinophyceae; Suessiales; Symbiodiniaceae
Source: the annotation of a GenBank genome assembly